Molecule: messenger RNA, 552 nt
Organism: Trematosphaeria pertusa
Lineage: Eukaryota; Fungi; Ascomycota; Dothideomycetes; Pleosporales; Trematosphaeriaceae
Exons: 1
Coding region: 1-552 (183 amino acids)
Source: RefSeq, a predicted model, not a curated record
AUGGCCACGGAUUUCGAGGCGCGGACUAUAGUGGCAAACGUCCCUGGGCAUGACCGCAUCGAAAAAGCUAAUCCUGCUUGCUACAGCCAUUACUUCGCAAUCCAAACCGUUAUUCAGCAACAUCCCAAUAACGACGAGGAGUAUCAGACACGGACGGCAACAACAAACGUCGCAAUGCGUGAUCUCGUCAAGGCCCACCUGCUACAGCUUCCACUGACAAUCGAAACGGUAAUCCAGCAACAACCCGAGGCUGCAAAGAGCAUCAGGCGCGUAAAACCUCGAAAGCUUCCUCGGACACAAGCUACAAUCACAAGCACCACUCCUAUACAUGAUCGCAGAGCAAUGUUUGCGAGGCCACAAGUCCCCUUGGAAGAGAAGGUUAAAUCCGCGGGUUCCCGUUCGACACCUCAGUAUUUCCAGCACUUCGCUUCGUCUGCCAUUAUCACGAAUUACAGCGCGAAAGGCGAAAGCCUAUCACGAAAAUGUUUCAAACCACCUUACAUUCCUCCACCACCCAUCUCCAACUUUGCCAUACUCGCUCAAUCGCCAUGA